Agrilus planipennis (emerald ash borer) is the source of this 727-nucleotide messenger RNA. RefSeq names its product protein amalgam-like. The transcript is spliced from 3 exons. The annotation marks the transcript as partial. The record is from RefSeq and is a predicted model, not a curated record. Lineage: Eukaryota; Metazoa; Arthropoda; Insecta; Coleoptera; Buprestidae.
GGAGAUGAGGACAAUAUGUUACCGAGUUUUUUUUCUGUUUUAGCAUACUCUGCGCCUAGUGCUAACGAAGAUUACGACCCCGAGUUCGGUGAAGACGAUAAGGACAUGCAAAAUGAUAAUAAUGAUGAUUACGGUGACGAAGAUGAAGGAGAAGAUAGUCCUGAUUUACCAGAACCAACGAUAAACACCGUAGGUCAAGAUUUUAUAGCGCGGGAAAAUGAAACUGUUUAUUUACCGUGUGAUGCCAGCAAUGCAGAUACUCUGGUCACAUUUUGGAGUAAAAAUGGCGAUUAUAUAUUCCAAGACGACAUUCGAUUCAAUAACUUUGGAAAGAAUUAUCAGCUUUUUCCUAACAGAACUCUCGUUAUAAAAAAUGUAGAAGCAAAUUAUACUGGAGAUUACACAUGUUCAGUGGUGAGCAGCGAAACCAGUCAGAUUUCCAUUACCCAUAGGUUAUUUGUCCAAUCGUCCCCUUCCAUCAUAUCGUUGGAAGCAGCGAACAACAAAACAGUGUACGAACAUGGCGAAAGAUUAGUAUUAGUAUGCAAAGCAAGUGGUUAUCCAAAGCCAACGAUUAUUUGGUCAUUUAAAGGACAAGGGAUAGUUGGAGAAGGAGAUUCUAUCACGAUUGAUAAUAUUAGCCACACGGAUGCUGGUUCUUAUCAGUGUUUGGCGGAUAACAAGAUUGGAAUUCCUGCACACAAGGCAAUCCGCAUCAGUGUUGUCC